UUUCUUCAAAUGUUUAAAUUUAUCAUAUAUUUUACAAGUUUCUUUAAUAGUGUUAUGAUAAAAGCAAGGUUGCAGAUAUUUUAAUAAUAUAAAAGUUGUGUUUUCGGUUAGUGUUGAAAAUGUCUAAGCUUACUUUUAGUACACAAUCAGAGAGCCCAAGGCCUAAAAAUCUUGGUAUAAGUCCACCUAGAUUAAAUAGUAAACUUACUCUCACGACGAACCAUCCACUCAUGACAUUGGGAAGUCCAGAAGAAAACUUUCCAGAUUUAAUACCAAAGACGGCUAAUAAAGUUGGUGAUGAAAAAGAUUUAAGUUUAUCCAGCGUAGAAGAUGAAAGAAUCCAAAAUCAGACUAAUGGAUAUGAAUUCUAUAGCCUACAAAUGAAUACAUCAAAAAACAAUCUUUUCUACUCAGAGAACUUUGUUCCAACUGACAAUAAAAUUCUUAGUGAGUCUUUAAAUGUGAUACAACCAGAUGUUGCCAGAAUUGAAGAUCUGGAUAAGAUUGAGAGAUUAAAAGUUUCAAAAAAUGAUGCACCUCGCAAUAUGUUGACACCUAAAAGUAAUCAAAAAGUGCCAGAUGGAGAAAAUGAUAGUGCCAUAUUUAAAUAUAUUAAAGAAAGGAAUAAAAUAAUAUCUAGUCAAAGCACACCAAAGUGUAAUAGUGGACCAGUAGAUGUAAGUCAACCGGAGAUUUCAGCGGUGGCAGAUUGGUGUGAAUCUCCGUCUAUGUUACGUUCAAUACCAAAUUUUGAAUUGCCUAUUGAGAUGUCAAGUACUAUUGGUAUACAUAAUGACUUGGAUUCCCCUGAUGUCAUAUCAUCAUCAACACAAGAAGACAAGUCUGCGUACCAGGCGUUGCUUGACCCGUACACCGGCUGUGUGGCACUUCGUCAAAGAACUGAUACAAAAGCCAAUUCUAGACCAAUGCGGAGAAAGAUAUUUGUGCCACCAGACGAUGACAGAAUCAGUUCAGAUAGUGUCAGUGCAUGUUCAUUGGAGUCAGAAGAUGAACCACCUGAGCCGGAACCCAUUGCUGUGGACCAAGCUCAAGCGGACAGCGAGAUUGAUGAUGCUAAAAGAUCGAAGUCAACGAACACUGUGAGCGAAUGCAGUGACCCGAUCCCGGAGUACUCCGCGGCCGAGGAGCUGCAGGACGAGCGCUCCUGGCUCACCGUGCAGCAUGGCGGACGAAACUCCACCUGUGAUAUGAAGGUGAUAGAGCCAUACAAACGGGUGUUAUCACACGGUGGGUAUGAAGCGAGCGGCGCUGCCAUCAUCGUAUUCAGUGCCUGUCAUCUGCCGGACACAGCGCGCACUGACUAUCGCUACGUUAUGGAUAAUUUGUUCCUAUACGUUAUAUGGAGCUUAGAACGUUUAGUGACGGAUGAGUAUGUGUUGGUGUAUCUACAUGGCAGUGCGGGACGGAGACGUCUGCCAACAUUCGCAUGGUUACAUGAGUGCUAUAAACUUAUUGAUAGAAGAUUAAGAAAAAGUCUGAAACAUUUGUACCUGGUGCACCCCACAUUCUGGCUGAAGUCAUUCGUAGUUAUAACAAAGCCUUUUGUCAGUUCAAAGUUCUUCCGCAAAUUGAGUUACGUCCGCAACCUGAGUGAGCUGACGGAGCGAGUGCCUGUGGAACCCAAUGCCAUACCGGAUCUCGUGAAGCAGUACGAUGCCACAAGACGAUAGAGUAUAACAACGUACCUCUAUCUAUAGACAAUAGAUAUAUAACCUAUACCUAAUACUGAGUACAAAAGUGAGACAAAUAAACUUUGGGAGGCUUUUGUUGGAGUUAAUUUGUGUCAAGUAAACUAAUGAUGUUUGGAAAAUCGAUUAGACGUCAAAUAUUCAUGAAACAUCUAUAGGCUACUAGCUUUUACCCGCGACUCCGUCUGCGCGGAAUAAAA
Molecule: messenger RNA, 1909 nt
Organism: Papilio machaon (common yellow swallowtail)
Lineage: Eukaryota; Metazoa; Arthropoda; Insecta; Lepidoptera; Papilionidae
Product: protein prune homolog 2
Exons: 9
Coding region: 120-1691 (523 amino acids)
Cellular component (GO): cytoplasm
Source: RefSeq, a predicted model, not a curated record